Molecule: messenger RNA, 1305 nt
Organism: Trichoderma harzianum CBS 226.95
Lineage: Eukaryota; Fungi; Ascomycota; Sordariomycetes; Hypocreales; Hypocreaceae
Exons: 5
Coding region: 1-1305 (434 amino acids)
Biological process (GO): polyketide metabolic process
Source: RefSeq, a predicted model, not a curated record
AUGGCCGCCCCUCCUCCCCCAACUGUCUACGAUCCCGCCUCCCCCUCCGAAUCCGCCCCUCCACUCCCCUCCGCUCCGUCCUCCGUCCUCGGCCCCUCUUCCGUCCUCCAGCCGCCGCUCUCCCGCCGCGGCUCCGGCCCAGGCAUCGUCCUCGUCCUCCCGAGCCCCAGCACCAUCCCGCCACUCGGCCCCGACGCAGAAAAGCCGCUCGACCCGGAGCCGCUGCUCAAAUGGGCCGAGGAGGGCUUCGCCGUCGUCGCCAUCACGCUUCCUGAACCUGAGAUGGAACUCACUGGUGAUGACGCUUCCGCCUCCGACGUCGUAAACUUGAUCCGGGACGCUGUGGAUGCGCUGCGGAAACAUGAAAGCGUCGACACCAAAGAUAAGUUCGCUCUUGUCAUAUAUGAGGAAGCUGUUGUUAGCUCGCUGCUCCUCGACGCGGACCGCCUGCAACAACAUGGAAUCGCCGGCAUCGUCACCUUUUCUCACGCCGCUCCUGAAAUCACCACAUCAAUCCCGCUGCUCGCUCACACCAGCACAGCCUCAAAUCCCAACAUCAACAGCAGCGAUGUGCAAAAGUCUAAUGUGACGGUGAACUUUUAUUCUGAAACAACGCCUCACUUCAUCUUCCCCUCGGCCGCGGCUUACAACAACGCUGCUGCUACCCUGUCUCACACGCGCAGCCUGGUCUUCUUACGAAAACACCUAGGCGGGCCGAAUUUUGAUCUCGAAGCUAUCUGGGAGGAACACUGCUAUUGGGAAUUCGAGGCGCGAAGCGUUGCCAAAACCAUGGCCACCAUGGUGGCGGAGCCAUAUGUCAAUCAUAUCCCCACAAUGACGGGAGGCAUCGGUCGUGAGAAACUAACCGCCUUUUACCGUGACCACUUCAUCUUCUGCAACCCCCCAGACACGCAUCUCAAGACCGUCUCCCGCACCAUCGGCCCAGACCGCAUCAUCGACGAAUUCAUCUUUUGCUGCACUCACACACGACAAAUCCCCUUCCUCGUCCCCGGCAUCCCCGUGACGAACAAGCCCCUUGCCAUCCCCAUGGUCGGCGUCAUCAACAUCCGCGGCGACAGGCUUUACCACGAGCACAUCUGGUGGGACCAAGGAACAGUGCUACGCCAGCUGGGUAUUCUACCGACACAUUUGCCAUAUGAGGGCGGCCUCGUCAAGCUCCCUGUCGCGGGGGUCGAGACUGCGCGGUUGCUGCUGGAUGAGCGAGAUGGGACAAGCAAUGAGAUGAUUCAAGAGGCCGUUCUAUCUGCUAAUAACAGCAAAGAUGAGAAUGAAAGCGGAAAAUAA